Messenger RNA from Tauraco erythrolophus (red-crested turaco), 1777 nucleotides. Lineage: Eukaryota; Metazoa; Chordata; Aves; Musophagiformes; Musophagidae. The record is from RefSeq and is a predicted model, not a curated record.
UCAUCAGAAGCGUGUCUUUGAGACGGUGAGAAAUGUUAAUCAAGUUGUCAAGCAGAGAUCCAUGACUCCAUCACCAAUGAAUAUCCCAGGCUCUAACCAGUCCUCUGCUAUGAACUCCGUCAUUUCUAGCUGUAUCAGCACUCCACGUUCCAGUUUCUAUGGGGGAGACAUCUCUAACAUUAUGAUAGACAACAAGACCAAUAGUAUCAUCCUAGAGACAGAAUCCUCUGAUAAUGGAAAUGAAGACAGGAUGAAGAAGCCUGGAACUCCAGGGACUCCAGGCUCCAGUGACCUAGAGACUGCUCUUCGUAGACUGUCCCUCAGGCGGGAGAAUUACCUCUCGGAGCGGAAGUUCUUUGAAGAAGAGCAGGAAAGGAAGUUGCGGGAACUGGCAGAAAAGGGUGAACUCCAUAGUGGUUCUGUUACCCCCACAGAGAGCAUCAUGUCACUGGGAACUCACUCAAGAUUUUCAGAGUUCACGGGAUAUUCAGGAAUGUCGAUCAGCAGUCGCUCCUACCUGCCAGAAAAGCUUCAGAUUGUGAAACCACUAGAAGGUUCUGCCACUUUGCACCACUGGCAGCAGCUGGCUCAGCCUCACCUGGGCGGGAUCCUGGACCCAAGGCCUGGGGUUGUCACUAAGGGCUUCAGGACCCUGGACCUGGACCUGGAUGAAGUAUACUGCCUUAAUGACUAUGAGGAAGAUGAGACAGGUGACAUUUCUUACAAGGGCCUAACUACCUCGACGCCAGUUCAGCACACAGAGACCUCAGUACCUCAUCCUGGGAAGUGCAUGUCACAAACCAACUCCACCUUCACCUUCACCACCUGCCGCAUUCUGCACCCUUCUGAUGAACUCACACGAGUCACACCAAGCCUUAACGCAGCACCUACUCCAGCUUGUGGCAGCAUUAGCAAUUUGAAAGGCACCCCAGUGGCUACUCCCUGUACUCCUCGGCGUCUGAGUCUGGCCGAAUCCUUCACUAACCUCCGGGAAUCCACUACAACGAUGAGCACGUCUCUGGGACUGGUGUGGCUGCUGAAGGAAAGGGGCAUCUCAGCAGCAGUGUACAAUCCGCAGAGCUGGGACAGAGCCAGCAAAGGCACCCUCCUGAACACGUACCCCCCUAAAAUGGCGAUCAUUCCUUCCACUCCACCGAACUCACCUAUGCAGACGCCACCUUCUUCCCCUCCAUCUUUUGAGUUCAAGUGCACCAGCCCACCUUAUGACAACUUCUUGGCGUCGAAGCCUGCUAGUUCAAUCUUGAAGGAGGUGAGGAAUAAAAAGAACAUCAGGAACAGUGAGAGUCAGACUGACGUGUCUGUUUCCAACCUUAAUCUUGUGGACAAAGUCAAGAGGUUUGGUAUCGCCAAAGUUGUGAGUUCAGGGCAAACGUCAGCUCCUCCUUUAACUGAUGACCAGGGACCUCUUCUCUGUGGGGCUCAAGGACCGGUGAGGGCCCUUGUUCCUGGAGGCCUGGCACCAGACGGUCUACCAUUGGGCUGCCCUGCUGUGACCAGUGCUAUCGGGGGCAUCCAGCUGAACACGGGCAUCCGAAGGAAUCGGAGCUUCCCCACCAUGGUGGGUUCCAGCAUGCAGAUGAAAGGCCCGACGUCUCUCACUUCGGGGAUCCUCAUGGGAACCAAGCUCCCGAAGCAAACUAGCUUACGAUGAAGGACUUUAUUUUUACAGCUAGUCUUUUUAAAUAAAAAUACUCAGAUUCUUUCUCCAAUCCUCUUUUCCUUUCCCCACUACCCCUCCAUUUGCCUCUUGAGUUUG